Helianthus annuus (common sunflower) is the source of this 594-nucleotide messenger RNA. RefSeq names its product probable cyclin-dependent serine/threonine-protein kinase DDB_G0292550. The coding region runs from base 1 to 594 and encodes 197 amino acids. The record is from RefSeq and is a predicted model, not a curated record. The transcript is spliced from 2 exons. Lineage: Eukaryota; Viridiplantae; Streptophyta; Magnoliopsida; Asterales; Asteraceae.
AUGAAGAUUGGAUGUGUUGUAGGGGAUGUUAAUGGAUUGAAAAUGAAGAUAUUGGAAGAUGAUGAUUUGAGAAACGCUAUCCCCGAUGAUGAGCCGUUUAGUGUUCCCGGUUACCAAUUGCCGGAACAUGUGAAUGUUCACACGGAAUAUUCGGAUGAUGUGGGAAACUAUGAUGAUCGGGUCGAUGAUGAAGAUUGGGGGUAUGUGAGUCGCGGCAAUGUCGACAAUGCUAGAGGGUUUGAAGAUGAAGAAUUUGGCUACCAAAAUGCCAAUUUUGUGGGGAACGACGAUUAUGGGUAUGGGAAUGUGAGAAAUGAUGGCUACGGGAACAACCGCCAACCACGAAACAACAAUCAAAGGAACCGGAAUGAUGGGUUCUACAACAACAAUGUUAAUCCUAACCGGAUUCCUCGUUUCGUGGGAGGAGGUAAUCAAAGAGGUAAUCAAGGUGGAAACCGAAGAGGUGAUAGGGGAGGUGAUAGAAGGGAUAAUCGACGACCAAGAGAGCAAGAAGUUGAUGGUCCACGUCGUAAUCAACAACCUCCAAGGGGAGUCAAUGACCGUUUUAGGCCGGUGGUCACCGAUAAUGACUAA